This is a messenger RNA of Erinaceus europaeus (western European hedgehog), 5993 nucleotides long. It is a transcript of the gene ABCB7, whose product is annotated as ATP binding cassette subfamily B member 7. Gene Ontology annotation, molecular function: ATP hydrolysis activity; ABC-type transporter activity; ATP binding. The transcript is spliced from 16 exons. Gene Ontology annotation, cellular component: mitochondrial inner membrane. The record is from RefSeq and is a predicted model, not a curated record. Lineage: Eukaryota; Metazoa; Chordata; Mammalia; Eulipotyphla; Erinaceidae. The coding region runs from base 35 to 2290 and encodes 751 amino acids. Gene Ontology annotation, biological process: transmembrane transport; intracellular iron ion homeostasis.
UCCUUUGCUCUGGGUUCCUCUUUCCUCGCUCAAGAUGGCGCGGCUUGCAGUGUGUACCUGGCGGUGGGCUGCGGCGGCGGCUGCUUUCGAAAAACGCCAACAUGCCGCGCUUGGGGUUCGGCCUCUAGUUUCUGUCUGUAGGUCACAUCCGCAAUGGACAUCGCGUCUGUUCUGGGACUCGGGAACCGCUCGGAGAUCCCAGAUCCCAGGGGCAUUGCAACAUACCACAUGGCAGACACUAAGAAAAGACAAUUCAAGACAGUUGUUAGAUGUGGCAAGGGCUAUCCAGGCAUGGCCACUGAUAGAAAAAAGGAUGUGUUGGCAUGGGCAUGCAGGAGGAGGACUGCACACAGACCCGAAGGAAGGGUUAAAAGAUGUUGAUACUCGGAAAAUCAUAAAAGCAAUGCUUUCUUAUGUAUGGCCCAAAGAUAGGCCAGAUCUGCGUGCAAGAGUUGCCAUUUCCCUGGGAUUUUUAGGUGGUGCAAAGGCUUUGAAUAUUGUGGUUCCCUUCAUGUUUAAAUAUGCUGUCGACAGUCUCAACCAGAUGUCAGAAAACAUGCUGAACCUGAGUGAUGCACCAAAUACAGUUGCAACCAUGGCAACAGCAGUUCUUAUUGGCUAUGGUGUAUCAAGAGCAGGAGCUGCCUUUUUUAAUGAAGUUCGAAAUGCGGUAUUUGGAAAGGUAGCCCAAAAUUCAAUUCGAAGAAUAGCCAAAAAUGUCUUUCUCCAUCUUCACAAUCUGGAUCUGGCUUUUCACCUGAGCAGGCAAACAGGAGCUUUAUCGAAGGCUAUUGACAGAGGGACAAGGGGUAUUAGUUUUGUCCUGAGUGCUUUGGUGUUUAAUCUUCUUCCCAUCAUGUUUGAAGUGGCUCUUGUCAGUGGUGUUUUGUAUUACAAAUGUGGCGCCCAAUUUGCAGUGGUGACCCUUGGAACACUUGGUGCGUACACAGCAUUCACUGUUGCCAUCACACGGUGGAGAACUAGAUUUAGAAUAGAAAUGAACAGAGCAGAUAAUGAUGCAGGUAAUGCUGCCAUAGACUCGCUGCUAAAUUAUGAAACUGUGAAGUAUUUUAAUAAUGAAAACUAUGAAGCAGAAAGGUAUGAUGGAUUUUUGAAGACAUAUGAGAAUGCUUCAUUGAAAAGUACCUCAACUCUGGCUAUGCUGAACUUUGGUCAAAGUGCUAUUUUCAGUGUUGGUUUAACGGCUAUAAUGGUGCUUGCCAGUCAGGGAAUUGUGGCAGGUACCCUUACUGUUGGAGAUCUAGUAAUGGUGAAUGGACUGCUGUUUCAGCUGUCAUUACCUCUUAAUUUUCUUGGAACUGUAUAUAGAGAAACUAGACAAGCACUCAUAGACAUGAAUACCUUGUUUACCCUACUUAAGGUAGACACCAGAAUUAAAGACAGAGUGAUGGCAUCUCCCCUUCAGAUCACACCACAGACAGCCACGGUAGCCUUUGAUAAUGUGUAUUUUGGAUAUGUUGAAGGGCAGAAAGUUCUUAAUGGAAUAUCUUUUGAAGUCCCUGCAGGAAAAAAAGUGGCCAUUGUAGGAGGUAGUGGAUCAGGGAAAAGCACAAUAGUAAGACUGUUGUUUCGCUUCUAUGAACCUCAGAAGGGUAACAUUUACCUUGCUGGUAAAAAUAUACAAGACGUGAGCCUGGAAAGCCUUAGAAGAGCAGUGGGAGUGGUGCCUCAGGAUGCUGUCCUCUUCCAUAAUACCAUUUACUACAAUCUGUUAUAUGGAAAUAUCAAGGCUUCACCUGAGGAAGUGUAUACAGUGGCAAGAUUAGCUGGACUCCAUGAUGCAAUUCUUCGAAUGCCUUAUGGAUAUGACACUCAAGUAGGGGAACGAGGACUCAAGCUUUCAGGAGGAGAAAAACAAAGAAUAGCAAUCGCAAGAGCCAUUUUAAAGGAUCCCCCAGUCAUCCUGUAUGAUGAAGCCACUUCAUCAUUAGAUUCGAUUACUGAAGAGACUAUUCUUAGUGCCAUGAGAAAUGCAGUCAAACACAGAACAUCUAUUUUCAUUGCUCACAGAUUAUCAACAGUGGUUGAUGCAGAUGAAAUCAUUGUCUUGAAUCAGGGUAAAAUAGCUGAACGUGGUACCCACCAUAGUUUGCUUGCUAAUUCAGGCAGUUUCUAUUCAGAAAUGUGGCAUACACAGAGCAGCCGUGUGCAGAACCAUAACUCCAAUUGGGAUGCAGAGAAAGAAAAUAUGUCUAAGGAGGAAGAAAGGAAGAAGCUCCAAGAAGAAAUAAUCAAUGGUGUAAAAGGCUGUGGAAACUGUUCCUGCUAAGUCAUAUGAGACAUUUAGGUUUUUUUAAAUAUACAUUUGCACUGAAACAGAAUUAUAUUAUUAAAAAAUCAUAUAUUCUCAUUUUCUAGAAUUCUUCUUUUGAGUAAGAUUUCUGUGAGGACAUAGCUCUGUGUUAGAUACAUGGUUCACAUACUUGACUUCCACCACCACAAAAAAAAAUAGGAACAGAAACAAGAAGAGACAAAAAAGUUUUUUUUAUAUAGGAAUUUGACAUUGUUCACAAUUUAAUAUAUUUAUACUCCAGUUAUUUUCCUGUUAAUACUUUAGUUGUUCUCAAAGCAUAGGUUUUGUUACUGUCAUUGUUUACUAGACACCAUUUCCAUAUUUGAGGCGUAAUAGCAAUUUUAUAUCUAUAAUCAGAGGGAUCAAAUUGGCUUCUAAAUUUUUAUAGUCUUUGGGGCCAGGUGGCGGUACACCUGGGAAGUGCAUGUCACAGUGUGCAAGGACCCAGGUUCAAUCCCAUAGUCCCCACCUGCAGGAGGAAGCUUCACAAAUGGUGAAGUAGUGCUGCAGGUGCCUUUCCUUCCUUCCCCCCUUUCUCUCCUUCCCUCUCAACUUCUCUUUAUUUCUGUCCAGUGAAUAAUAGAUAAAAUAUUUUAUAAAGAUUGAGUAUUAUCAAACUUAAUAACUUUUUUGUAGUUUCUCUAACUUUAAUAGUGAUGAUUUAGUUGAGAAGUAUGUUUUCCUUUUUUAUUCCAAGAAAAAAAAAAAGACACUAUAGGUUCACUGUCUUCCCUCCACCACUAAAGUAUUUGAAUGAUAUGAAAAUGAAUUUAUAAACACACUUAAAAUUAAAACACAUUUAAAAUUGUGCUGGCUGUGAAAAGAAUAAAGAAACAAAAUGUGUCAUAAAAAAAUAAAAAUUAUGCCGGAGAGAUAGCCCAUCGGCUAAGGUGCCUGCAUUUUCACAAAAAUAACCCAAGUAAAACCCAGCACCACAUGGGAGGUGAUGUGUCAGCAAAAUAAACUUGGGUGCUGUAUCUCCCCCUCUUCCUAUCUCUAUCCUAAAGAAAAAUGUGGCCCUGAGUCAUGAAAUCAAACAUACACAAAGCCUCAGUUUCAAACACACACAAAAAUUAGAACUUGCUAGAAAUAGACAUGUAUGUAUAAUUCAAUUGCUAUAGUUGAUAGACAGCUAUACUUAGGCUUAGGUAUAGUAUGCUUUUAAGAUCUUAUAUUUGUUCUUGUCCCGACAGAGAUGCUAUUAAUAAGAUGAUAAUAAGAAAAACCAACAUUUAGUGACCAGGAAAAAUUUUAGGUUUUGUUUUUUACCUACCGAGUUUGCUGGAGCUUGGUGCUUCACCACUCCAGUGACCUUUUUAUAUUUAUAUUUUAAUUUUUUUAUAUAUGACGAGAAAAAAGAGAGAAAGGAGGAAGAGAGAAACAAACACCUGCAGCGCUACUAUACUCAUCAUGAAGCCUCACUUGCAGGUGGUUUUGGGGGCUUUGAACUCAGGUCCUGGGUGCUCCACCACCCAACCCCCAGUCAUGGUCUUAAGCGGAUAUCAAUUGUGAUCCUUAAUUUUCACAAUGACAUCAUGAAAUUGGUAUUAUCAUCUUCAUUUUCUUUUAAUUAGAGCGCUGCUCAGCCCUGGCUUAUGGUGGUGCAAGGGCACGAAUUUGGGACUUCUGGGCCCAGAUAUGAAUGAAUAUCUUUUGCCUAAUCAUUAUGCUAUCUCUAUACCCCCUCCUGUAGUUAAGUUUUUAAAAUCAUUUGCUUCUGUAUAAUUUUUGGAAGAAAAAAACGUUAAUUUUCAUGUUAGUAUUGAGAAUAUUUUAUCAUCAUUCUAGUGCUGGGAAUUUCAUUUUUUUCUAUCAAAAUGAGAUGUUGAUUUUUGUUUUGGACCAAAAUUUAAACAUUUUUUUAAGGACAGACAAACCCUAUGAUGAUCUGAGUGUGAUCUAAAACUUAGGAACUUAAUGUCUUUUUUGUUUCUGCUUUUAAUUUGCCAUUUUAACUAUAUUUGAAGGUUUACAAAGAAACAACUAAAUUGGUUGUCUAUGCAACAAUAUGUGUGUGUACACAUUCAUACAUGGAUGCAGAUUCUCCUAAAUUUAAGGUACCUUUUAGUAAAUAAGCAAAUAUGUCUUACUCUUCAGAUAAUCAAGGGUCUAAUCUGUCAACAUUGCAAAAUACACUAUUGCACUAUUUUUUUUACACUAUUUUUUUUCCUGGAAAGCUUUACUGAAUGAAGAUCCCAUAAGAUAUAAUCUAGUUUUACCAGUGUGAAAUAACAGCAUGUUGAUAUCUUAUUCAUUUAGAAAGCUCUUCUCUUUUCCAAUUUGAAAUCAUUUUAAUUUUGUAGUAAUUUAGUUUGAGAGAAUUCCUCUAUGUCACAAAUGCCUGCAUGUGAAAUUUUAUAUUUCAAAUAAUAUUAGUCAUGCUCAGGUUGGUAUGGCCUUUAGAUAAUAUAUCUCAGAAAAGGUCAAAGCGUAUUAUUUUAUUGGUUUCUGGCUUAAGGUGAUAGUUUGGCCUGGGUGAGACUAAUGCUUCUGUUUUGUUUUAUAUUACUGUCAUAUGUCAUAUGUAUAUCUGAAUCUACCAAUCUCAGGUUUAUAAUUUUGUUAUAGAAAAGCUAUUUUAUAAGUAGCUUGAAGCCAGUAUUUCAUAGUUUUUGACAUAAAAAUAGGUGAUAUAAGAUUGUGAUUUUGAAAUUGGUGUUAACCCUGAGAUGUAUAAUCAAUUGCAAAUUGGGGUUUUGGGCAUUACUUACUCUGAAGUCAUAGAUGUUACUGAUUUUUCCAAGAGAAAGUAAAGGAUUUUCCUUUGAAUAAAGGAGUUCUAGUAUAGAAAUGUGGUCCAUCUAGAUUGCCAUUUUUUCCCUGUUAAUUCCUUUAUAUAUCCAGUGAUAACCCUGUAUUCUGGAGAAAGAGGAAAAUUUGGUGAAGGGUGUGGGGUGUUGACACCUAUAGUAGGGAAAUGUGAAAGUUGUAUUUGUGAAAGCAACAGUCUUGUAAAUCAAUAUUUCCCCAAUAAAGUGGUCUAUUAAGGAAAAAAAUUACUUGUAUGAUCAAAUAGGAAAUAUUGAAGCAACCAUUAUUAAUAUUCAUCUUGAAUGUAAAUAAUGGUAUUUAAAGUAAGUGAUUUUAUAAUACGGGGUAUUUAGAUAAAGAAAGAUAGGUAUGUUUCAGGGUGGGAAUACUUUCCCCAUUAAGAUGAUUUGAUUAUUAUUUUCUUUUUUUUUCAUUGCCGGCACUUCACCUCUCCAUGCAGAAUUUUUCAGAUAAAAGAGAAGUAGACAUCAAAGCACCAAGGCUUCCUCAUUUGCCAUAGAACUUCCCAUGUGAUUUACCAGGGGUUGUGUGCAUGGCAAGCAGUUGCCCUUCUAGGUGAACUAGCGCUCCAGCUUCUGAAGUAAUCCUCCCUCCCUCCUUCCUUCCUUCCUCCCUCCCUCCCUCCCUCCCUUCCUCCCUCUCUUCUUCUUUCCUUCCUUUCGUUUUUCCCUUCCUUUCCCAUUUUUAAUAUAAAAAGCAGAGACAGGUGGCCAGGAGGUGGCAUACCUGGUUACGCACACACAUUACAGUGCACAGAGAUACAGGUUCAAGCCCCUGGUCCCCACCUGCAGGGAGAAAGCUUCACAAGUGGUGAAGCAAGGCUGCAGGUGUCUCUCCCCCUCUCCUCUCAAUGUCUUUCUGCCUCUAUCCAGUAAUAAAUAAUAAAAAAUAUUUUAUAAAAUAAAUU